AUGCUGCUGCUGCUACAGGUUUCCAAGUCACUGCUAGUGGUCCUGCUGCUGCUGCUGCUGCUGCUGGGGCAAGCGUUGUCUCACAGCAAGCGCUUCCCCAAACUUAAUGCAACGACUCCCGCUCGGAAACAAAGGGGUCGUCCUUCAGUUGCCAUGGUGGAAGAUGUGCACCAAAUAGCGUCUCCUAGUGGGGAAAGUGCAGCGCCACCAGCAAGGAGCACUUUGGCCCAUUCUAAACCCUCACGUGACAUGAAACUCGCCUUUCUAAAGAACCCCAAAGUCACUUGCAACGAUGGGACAACCGCUGGGUCGUCCACAAUUAUAGUAUCCUCGUCAAGCACCAUCGAGGUGGCGGUGCUGCCCCGACUGGACUCCUUGGACUUCCCUGGCGUCUUCUUUGGUCUCACCGCCAUCGGCUUCGGGAAUUUGGAAUUAGUGUUGGAAGAGAAGAAAUGUAUUCAAUACUCCCUCCUCUUUCGUUGCAGAUACUACAUAAGGGAGCAGAGAAAUAGCAAGAGGUGGAUUGUUUUCUUAGAAGGUGGCUGGUGCUGCUAUAACACCGAAACGUGUGAGAGCAGACACAAGAAUAGUCGUCGCUUGACAAGUUCAUUGGAGUGGCCACAAACAAGAAAAGGGACAGGCAUUUUGUCAGCUCACAUGGAGGAGAACCCUUACUGGUGGAGUGCAAAUGCAGUCUUUGUGCCUUAUUGCUCUAGUGACCUUUGGAUUGGAACUCUGCCCAAAUCACGACAAGUGCCUUAUACUUUCAUGGGCUCUUUGAUUAUCCAGGAAGUCAUAAAAGACCUUGUCCCCAAAGGAAUUAAGCAAGCUAAAGGACUCUUGCUUGCUGGCUCAAGUGCUGGAGCCACAGGUGUCCUGUUGAACAUCGAUCGGGUCGCAGAACUCUUAGCGGAGCUCAAAGCAGAAGCUCUUCAAGUCCAGGGACUUGUCGACUCCGGCUGGUUCCUGAUCGGCACCAAGCGGCCGAGACCACCAGGAUGUUCAGAUCCUUUGACUUGCUCUCCAGCAGAUGCUCUCAAGAAAGGGCUCCGAAUGUGGAACGGACUCCUUCCAGAGAAAUGCAAGCAGCAAUUCAAACGGGGCGAGGAGUGGCAAUGCUUCCUGGGACAUAAGCUGUAUUCAUCCCUGAAAACUCCGGUGUUUGUCGUUCAGUGGCUGUUUGAUGAGGAACAACUGAAAUUAGAAAAUGUCCGCCUCGGGAGCACAAGCAUUUUGGAAAACCAACGCGGUGACAUCCAGAACCUUGGGAGGGAGCUGAAGAGCUCUUUGCGUGACAUCCCUGCUGUGUUUGCGCCUUCUUGUCUGGCUCAUACGCUGGUAAUUAAAAGCUACUGGACAGAAAUCCAAGUGAAAGGAGUCCCUCUGCCGCGCGCCUUGCAGUGCUGGGUGAAGAGCCUCCAGAAAGCAGCCCAGCCUCCCAAAGCACCUCUUCGCAGCAGCAGCAGCUGCCCCUUUCGCUUGAUUGACAGCUGCUUGUGGCCACACUGCAAUCCUACCUGCCCGGCCCUGCAGGACCCUGCUGGAGACCAAGAAGCUUAA
Molecule: messenger RNA, 1560 nt
Organism: Heteronotia binoei (common prickly gecko)
Lineage: Eukaryota; Metazoa; Chordata; Lepidosauria; Squamata; Gekkonidae
Product: carboxylesterase notum2-like
Exons: 12
Coding region: 1-1560 (519 amino acids)
Molecular function (GO): hydrolase activity
Source: RefSeq, a predicted model, not a curated record